This is a messenger RNA of Kogia breviceps (pygmy sperm whale), 1179 nucleotides long. NCBI's taxonomy places the organism in Eukaryota, Metazoa, Chordata, Mammalia, Artiodactyla, Physeteridae. The record is from RefSeq and is a predicted model, not a curated record.
AUGGAUCCUGUCCGACCACCCUUCAGGGGCCCGUCUCCUGUGUACCCAUCUCAGUCUGUGCAGAUGCCAGGCUCUUGGCAACAGGCUCCAAAACCUUUGGACCCAGCUCUGGGCAGGGCAGGACCUGCAGGCAGAGGGCAUGUAUUUGAAAAGCGAGAGGAGCCAGGCCCACAGAGUGGACCAGUGCAAAAGGAAUCUGUGGGUUUGGUCUCAAUGUUCCGAGGACUGGGCCUUGAAACAGUGUCCCGUACCCGUGUGAAACAGGAAAUGCCUCCUUUAGGUAGAGGCAUUUUAGGUCGAGGCUUGUCUACCAGUAUUGCACGCAAGGACACAGAAGAACCCCAUCCCACUUUUCUGGAUCCUUCAGUGUUGGCAUCUGGAGAUAGCAAGAUGGCAGAGGCCUCCGUUGGUUGGACUAGAACGCUUGGAAGAGGGAAUUUGGAUGCCUUUUUAUUACCGAUGGGAGGAGCAGCUGGUGGUAUAGGCAGAGGAGUAUACACGGCUCCCUGCACUCUCAGCCUGAGUUCUCAGGAUCCUGCCCAGCUGUCAUCUCCGCCACUUCUGUCUCCGGCCCCACUGCACUCUCUGGAUCGCCCACCACUUGGGACUCCAGAACACAAGGAAAAGGAGCCUUUUGUGAAGCGAGGAUCGAAAGGAACACCUCAAUCUUUGAGAUUGAACCUUAUCAAAAUACAGUGUCAUAAUGAAGCAAUUUAUCAGUAUCAUGUGACUUUCAGCCCCAACGUGGAGGGCAAAAGCAUGAGGUUUGGCGCGUUGAAGGACCGUCAAGCUGUCCCCGGACACAUCACUGCUUUCCAUGGAUCCAUUCUCUAGCUGCCUGGUAAGCUUCAACAAGUUCUUGAGUUAAAAAGUCAACGGGAAACUGACAGUGCUGAGAUCACCAUUAAGAUUCAGUUGACAAAGAUCCUGGAGCCCUGUUCUGACUUGCGCAUUCCCUUCUACGAUGCUGUUUUCCGUCGGGUAAUGAAACUUUUAGAUACGAAGCUGCUGGGGAGAAACUUCUUUGACCCUACAAGUGCCAUGGUACUACAGCAACACAGAUUGCGGAUCUGGCCGGGCUAUGCAGCUAGCAUCCGGAGGACAGAUGGAGGUCUUUUCCCGCUAGCUGAUGUCACCCAUAAGGUCAUUCGGAAUGAUUCUGUGCCGGACAUCAUGUGA